AUGGCGACGGAGCGGCUGGAGGCAGCCGCGGGCCCCGGCGCGGGGGAGCUGCCGCCGCUGCCGCCCUACGCGGCCUGGGCCCCCGCCGAGCUGCAGGCCACACUGGCCGACAUCGACGCCCCCGCGCAGGGCCCCCACUCCCUGCGCUACUUCAACACCGCCGUGACAAAGCCCAGCCCGGGGCUGCCCGCCCUCGUCUCCGUGGGCUACGUGGACGGAGAGCUCAUCGAUCGCUACGACAGCGAGACGCAGCACUGGAAGCACUACCUGGAGAACAGCUGCAUCGAGGGGCUGCGGAGAUACGUGGAGCACGGGAGGGCCGCGCUGGUGAGGGCAGAGCGCCCCAUGGUGAGAGUGUCGGCCAAGGAGAGCCACGGCUUCGUGACCCUGUCGUGCCGGGCUCACGGCUUCUACCCGCGGCCCAUCAGCAUCAGCUGGCUGAAAAAGGGCCGCGUCCAAGCCCAGGAGACCAAGCGGGGCAGCGUCACGCCCAAUGGCGACGGCACCUACCAUGCCUGGGCCAGCAUUGAGGGCCUCCCCGCAGAGAAGCACGAGUACCAGUGCUGCAUGGAGCAUGCCAGCCUGCCGGAGCCCGGCCUCUUCUCCUGGGAGCCGCCGAGCUCCCUGCUGCCCAUUGUCCUUGGGGCGGUCAUCGCUGUGGUGGUUGUCAUCGUGGUCUGGAAGAGCAGAUGGGGGAGGAAGGAGCAGGGGUACGUGAUUGCCAAAGGAAGCAAUGCCGCCAUUUAA
Molecule: messenger RNA, 747 nt
Organism: Dromaius novaehollandiae (emu)
Lineage: Eukaryota; Metazoa; Chordata; Aves; Casuariiformes; Dromaiidae
Product: class I histocompatibility antigen, F10 alpha chain-like
Exons: 6
Coding region: 1-747 (248 amino acids)
Biological process (GO): immune response
Cellular component (GO): external side of plasma membrane
Source: RefSeq, a predicted model, not a curated record